Fundulus heteroclitus (mummichog) is the source of this 2374-nucleotide messenger RNA. RefSeq names its product glucuronokinase with putative uridyl pyrophosphorylase (gene gkup). The coding region runs from base 117 to 1982 and encodes 621 amino acids. The transcript is spliced from 23 exons. Gene Ontology annotation, biological process: biosynthetic process. Gene Ontology annotation, molecular function: ATP binding; glucuronokinase activity. NCBI's taxonomy places the organism in Eukaryota, Metazoa, Chordata, Actinopteri, Cyprinodontiformes, Fundulidae. The record is from RefSeq and is a predicted model, not a curated record.
UCCAUGCGGAUGUGCGUCCUCUCCGUGACGCUGUAAACGUCUUAAAGCUGCAGACAGAUUCGUAUCAGCUAGGAUCUGCGUUUUAAAGCCCCACCAGAACGACCUGAUCUGCAUCCAUGAUCUGCAUCCUGCUGGUAGCCGGGCACGGCACCGUUUUAGAGACCCAGAUCAAGAAUGAUGACACAGGUCUAUACAGCCAUCUGACUGGUGUACCCAAGGCUUUGCUUCCUGGGAUUGGGGGAAAGAAGAUCCUUGACUUCUGGUGGGAAACUGUCAACGUGCGGCAGCUCUUCACUGCGGUCUACCUGGUCACCAAUGCUGACAAGUAUAAGCACUACGAGCGCUGGGCCACAGCCAAUGACUUCCCAGUGGAAAAUGUUGUGAACGACGGCAGCACUACCCUGAAGGACCAGCUCGGGGCCGUGGCCGACCUGGAACUGGUCAUACGGAGUCGCAAGCUGGAGGAUGACAUCGUCGUGAUUGCCGGAGACAUGCUGUGUGCUGAUCAGAACUUUGACGUCGCUCAAGUUAUCCGCUUCUUCAGGUCCAAACCUGGAGAGCUGAUCAUCUACUAUGAGCUGGAGGAAGGGGAGAGGGUCAGCUCCAGGGGUAUUGUGGAGGUGUGUCCUGAGACGCACAGGAUAACUCGCUUCUUGGAGAAACCGGAGGACAGGUGCACAGCGUCCCGGCUGGCCAGCGUGGUGUUUUACUGCAUCCGCAGAGACACGCUGUCCUACUUGUCCCACUUCAUCCACCUGCAGCCUCAAGCCACCGGACGCACCUUCGGAGUGUUCUGGGAGUGGCUCGUCAAUAAGAAGAAGCUCGACGUGUUUGGCAUGAAGCUUCCCACUGGCUUCCAGCUCAUUGGACAAGUGGGCCUGUCAGACUACACAAAGUGGCUCACUCACUACUCCACCAAGAAACAGGACAACCCGGCUAAGCCAAUCACAUGCCGGUCAUAUGCCAGGGUUGGGUUGAUGGGAAAUCCCUCAGAUGGUUUCAAUGGGAAAACCAUCGCCAUGACCAUCUCUAACUUCUGGGCUGAGGUUACCCUGGUGGAGAGCCAGACUCUGGCUUUAGUCCCUCAUCCACUGAAUGAUCCCACAGAGUUUGGCAGUCUGCAGGAUCUGUUCUGUAUCAGCAGGAGGGAGGGGUAUCUGGGAGGUCUGCGCCUGCUGCAGGCUACCUGCAAGAAGUUCUACCAGUUCUGCUCCAAACGAGGCAUUGCUUUGACAAAGCAGAACUUCACCCUGAAGUAUGACACCAACAUUCCUCGGCAAGUGGGCCUAGCUGGAAGCAGUGCCAUCGUUUCAGCUACUCUGAAGUGUCUCAUGAAAUUCUACAACAUCACUGACAAUGAUCUACCUAAGCCAAUCCGAGCCAACUUCAUCCUCAGUGUGGAGACUGAUGAGCUGUUCAUCACAGCUGGCCUACAGGACAGAGUGGUGCAGGUCUAUGAAGGUUUGGUCUACAUGGAUUUCAGCAAGAAGCUCAUGGAUGAACAAGGCUAUGGAAACUAUGUUUCUAUGGACAUGUGCAACCUUCCACCAUUCUGGCUGGCCUACCUGAGCGACCCCAGCGACUCUGGACGCAUCCACAGCAACAUCCGGCAGCGUUGGCUCAAUGGGGAAGCAGUGGUGGUUGAGGCUAUGCAGUCCUUUGCUGAGCUCACAGACCAGGCAAGGGCAGCGAUUAAAGACGGGGACUGGAGCCGUCUGGCACAGCUGAUGGACCAGAACUUUGAGCUGCGCAGGUCUAUCUACACCGACGACUGUCUUGGUCCUGGGAACCUCAGGAUGGUUCAGCUGGCGAGGCAGUUUGGCUCAGCCGUGAAGUUACCCGGAAGUGGGGGGGCCGUGGUGGGGCUGUGUCUGGACCAGGCGAGGCUGGUGGAGAUGAGGCAGGCUUUCCAGGAGGCAGGCUGCGUCUUCUGUGUCAUCGCACCGUACAACCCUUCUGCCAGCUCCACUGCACAGGCCUGACCCGUCUUCUCACGGCUCAUCAACGAGGCCAUGGCCCGGUCACCGUGAAGGAACACCCCCCCAGCACCAGACUGACCGUCCCGUGGACCCCCACCCCACCCCCACCCCCCAGCAGGAGGCUUUGCCUGGCCUUCCUGUCACACUGGACUCAGAGGAUCAUGAUCAGCUGCAUUAAAUGACACAAAGAUGAAUCAGGAAAAUAAGCAGCGAGGCUAUAGUGUCCUGGCUUUCCAGUAACAGGCCGACCUGCAGGGAUGCUGCCCCCACAAUCAGGACUUUAGGAUGAACACUUAGGGAAGAUCAUUUAGAGGGUCGGAUUACUGACACCAACGUUAUGUAAUUAUUUUAAGAUGUGUGCUAUAUAUUUUUAGAUAUGACCAUAAUUUUAUACU